AUGCCUGGUACGGGGUCUUCUGGCUGCCUGCGGGACAGGGUCCCCGCGCGGGCUCCGCCUGGGCACCUGGCGGGCAACCCCGCUCGCGCCUGCGCGCCGAGGUGCGAGCGGAGCGGGCUGCACUCAGAGCCCCGCAAGCCCCGACUAGACUCGCUGCGUGGACUUGGGAGAAUCCGGCCACCUCCCUAUCCCAGGAAGUGGGACCUGGGCUCAGGAAACAGCCAGGUGACCGAGCUUCUUUUGGCUCCGUUUCAGAUAGCCAUCCGAGCUUGCUUCCUCGGCUUUGUGUUUGGCUGCGGCAUGUUGCUAAGUUUUAGCCAGUCUUCCUGGAGUCACUUUGGCUGGUAUAUGUGCUCCUUGUCACUGUUCCAUUAUUCUGAGUACUUGGUCACAGCAGUCAAUAACCCCAAAAGUCUGUCCUUGGAUUCCUUUCUCCUGAAUCACAGUCUGGAGUACACCGUGGCUGCUCUUUCUUCUUGGAUAGAGUUCACGCUGGAAAAUAUCUUCUGGCCAGAACUGAAGCAGAUCACGUGGCUCAGUGCCUUGGGGCUGCUGAUGGUGGUCUUCGGAGAGUGUCUGAGGAAAGCGGCCAUGUUCACAGCUGGGUCCAAUUUCAAUCACGUGGUGCAGAAUGAAAAGUCGGAAACUCAUACCCUGGUGACAAGCGGAGUGUACGCCUGGUUUCGGCACCCUUCGUACGUUGGGUGGUUUUACUGGAGCAUCGGGACCCAGGUGAUGCUCUGCAACCCCAUCUGUGGCGUUGGCUACGCUCUGACGGUGUGGCGGUUCUUCCGGGAUCGAACAGAAGAGGAGGAGAUCUCGUUAAUUCACUUUUUUGGAGACGAGUACCUGGAGUAUAAGAAGCGGGUGCCCACAGGGCUGCCUUUUAUAAAAGGGGUCAAGGUGGAGCUGUAACGCGGCGGGAGCAGGCCAGGCUGGGCCGAGGGGCCUCCCCCUCCACGCAGCCCGGGACAGAGCCGCGGAGUGGAUCGCCUGCAUCGUCCUGUACGUCACCAGUUACUCUUCUGGGACCUCACUCAAGACCGAGCGGUCAGAAGGCCUUAGGACCAAAGGACCCCAUCAUACCCUAGCGCAGUCUGUUCUUGGGCUCAGUCAAGGUAGGACAUAGAUCAAAGAAGAACAAGAAGCAAAUAGCAGCACUAUUCAGCGGUGCCCCUCCUGAAGGGCCCCGGCGGGAGCCCAGGCCACACGCCCUGCCCCACGAGGUAUUUAGUGUAACUGAGACCCCUCAGGAGAGGCGGACUCGCCCCUUGUGCUGAGGAAGGCUGCUCUGCAGGAAGUGGGGUCUGGGUGUCAGUGCUUAGCGUCAGAAAUGUGUUCCGAGUCUUUAACCGAAAAACACAAACAGCACAGCUUCGACCUCCUUUCUGUGCUUAAGUGCAUGAGCAUCUCUACAGUUUUAAGGUAAUUCUUCAUAAGGCACUUUGGCUCUUAAUAUAUUUAAUCGUAUUUACAUAUCUAUUUUUUAUAAAUAGCGCAUAAAUUCAGAGGGGACUCACUCGGUGUUUAUAUGGACGCCUCCAGCCGGCUUGGCUGAGGGGCACCGGGCCCUGUGGCUUUCCCCGGGGCCCUGGCUCCCGCCCUUCUCCCCAGCGCGGGCUGUUCUCAGCAGGACAGGCACGAGGCAUGUCAAAGGUGUGUCCUUUUUCCUUAGCGAAGAGCUGCUCCCCGAGCGCCCGCCCUGAGCGGGGUGCCGGCAGGCACCGGGAAGCGGUGCUCUCCGUCGGUCUGGGAUUCCGGUCCUAUUCACCAUAGCUUAUAUUUUUAUGUUUCAAGUGAAAUCUGUUAACUGUUGAUUUCUGUGUUCUGUUCUCAGAACUCCACCAUCUCUAACGUCAUUUCACACUGUCUUUUCCAAAGGGGUUUAAGCAUACAUCCCUCCAAAAAUCAAGCACGUCUGCUUACGAAAGUCUUAAACAGGGCAGAUGAUCCCAGCAGAGAUUUCGUCAGCAUUUUUGUUUUUCAAGUUUGGGGAGAGUGGUUGGCUUUAAACGGGUGAGCUUUAGGACCCGUGUUGAAUUCUGGACCAGAGAGGGCCUUGAUCUCCGUGUGGAAUCCUUCCUACAGUUCUGCGUGGCGCCACCAAAGCCUGGUCAUGGAGGCCGCGGCGGCCCUGGCUGGAGGGCGGCCGUGCGGCCACGCCACGCUGGUGGCUUCCAGGAGCCACGUACCUUUCCGUGCCUAGACUCCCCAUCCGUAGAAUGGGGUCACUACCACCUACCUCAUAGGGGUGUUGUGAAAACUUAGAAGAACAGCGUCAAACGUUUUUAACGCUUAGGGAAGAGAGAGUGGCAUAAAUGAAAUCUACGCUGUGUCAGGUCACACAGACAUGGACAUCGGCGAAGCUGUACCGGACGCCGGAAGUGUGUGUUCAAAAGAGCAUUUUACCAACUCAGAAAUAGCACUUGUUACUAGAUUUCAUGGCCUAAUUACUUUUUUUGUUCUGAUGUAUACCAAAGAGGUUUACGGGUUUGUUGAUUACUGGGAUGCCACGCGCCUGUGUGAGUGGACUCUUACCGUCGGCUCGUGAGGGCCUGGCAGCCAGGCGGCCGCCGCCCAAGGGCCCAGCAGCAGGUCCCUCUGGCACGAACACUCCCCAGGGGGCGUAGACAUGCACUGAACUCUGGGAACUUGAGUUGACUCACUUCUGGCUUGUUCUCCAGACAAGCUUAGCCAAUAAACCCCGUUCAUUUGGAUUGCAGAAUGCAGGAGGGCGUGGCUGGGAAGGGGCUGGGCUGGGUCCGCCAGGAUGGGACCCCGCUUUCACUCCCACUGGGGGCUGUGAGGCUGUCGUUAAGAGACGGGGAACAGCUAACGAGGGCUCCGGCUUUGUGGACAGGGAGUCUGGAGGUGCGGGCGUUUGGCGCUCCCGACCUGCUCCGCCUGCUGGAAUUCACAGCGCCCCCGUUGCUGCCGGCCCCUGAGCCCAGAGGGCGGGCCUGGCGUUCUGUGGCGAGGUGCUGCUGUCACACCACCUGGGCUUGAAAGUACUUCCGCGCGUGGGACUAGGGGCCACCCGCACCCCGCCUUGUACGUCCAGGGCAGAAAUAGUUACUUAGGGAGAAAAGAUGAAUUGCUUAGGGGCAGGAUUUGGCAGGUGACUGGCUUCCAUCUAGUACUGACAUUUUCAGAUUAUUUUUAACUCCAUAUAUUUAGCAGUGACAGUGCGUACGCAGAGAAUCAGGUUAAUGAAGCACAGGAUUUUUGGGUAAAGGCCACGUCACCCGGUCCCUCAAAUUAAACUGUCAAGAGAUUACUUGCUUUCUUCAUUGCAGGUUUUAAAGUGGAGAUUCUUAAAUGGAAAACAGGCACAGCGCAGAACGCAGCUACUUUGAAGCAGCGCAAAAUGAAACGUUCUGUGAGGAUUUGUAGGCUGUGGCCAGUGGUUUACAGAAAAGAGGGAGUGAGAGUGGGUGAGCCUGGCCGAAAGCAAAAGGCAGCAGACCCCACUGCCCCUUCCUCUGUAUGAACUGCUGCUUGAGCCUAAAAACUAAACUUGACUAAUCCCUUCCAUGUACGUAACACUCGGAGUGAGCGACCCCGAGGGGAGCGCUCCUGCACCACUGCCCGUGUCUGUGGCGCAGGCUCGGGGACCGGCCACAGCUCCAGCGGCCCCGCCGUAACAGGGACAGUGAGCCACUGUCCCUUCUGCACUUUCUUACUGCCUUAGAUAGUUGUGAUCUCCCGCCGCGUCGUGCUCCGGCAGUGGCUCGGGGAGGGCGCCGGCAGAGGCUUGCUCUCUGCGCCCAGCCGUGAGAGCCGACGCCUCGUCCCGGGCUUGGGGGCCAGCCGCCGGGGCGACCCCACGCGCUUGCUCUAGGGGACGCCGCCCGUAGCUAGGAGAGUAACUUAUGGAGUAAUUAUUUUACUCGUUUUUACACGCAGAAAUGUUUAUUUAAAUAUUUUAAAUGGGAUUUUCUUUCACCGAUACAGAUUAUUCUUUCCAAUUCUUAAAUAAAACUGUACUUGGUUUCACUA
Molecule: messenger RNA, 3999 nt
Organism: Suricata suricatta (meerkat)
Lineage: Eukaryota; Metazoa; Chordata; Mammalia; Carnivora; Herpestidae
Gene: ICMT
Product: isoprenylcysteine carboxyl methyltransferase
Exons: 6
Coding region: 1-915 (304 amino acids)
Biological process (GO): C-terminal protein methylation
Cellular component (GO): membrane; endoplasmic reticulum
Molecular function (GO): protein C-terminal S-isoprenylcysteine carboxyl O-methyltransferase activity
Source: RefSeq, a predicted model, not a curated record